Molecule: messenger RNA, 2415 nt
Organism: Teleopsis dalmanni
Lineage: Eukaryota; Metazoa; Arthropoda; Insecta; Diptera; Diopsidae
Gene: pdgy
Product: probable 4-coumarate--CoA ligase 3
Exons: 6
Coding region: 546-2339 (597 amino acids)
Biological process (GO): long-chain fatty acid metabolic process; fatty-acyl-CoA biosynthetic process
Cellular component (GO): mitochondrion
Molecular function (GO): long-chain fatty acid-CoA ligase activity
Source: RefSeq, a predicted model, not a curated record
GAGUGUUGUGUUUGUGGUUUGUGUUUUGUCUUAAGUAUUUUUUGUGCUGUAACGGUUCAUAAUUUUCAAUUUACAUAAAAAAGUGAAGUUUCUUCCUCAAUCAAAAGGGAAAAUAAUUCUCGUACUGCAAUCGAUCCACACUGAUCUCGAAGCUGCGAACGUGUAAGAAAAUACUCAAAGAAAAAAUUAAUUUAAAAGAAAUAAAAAAUAAUAAUAUUUUUAUUAAAAAAAUAAUUACAAAAUAUAAGAGAAGAAAACUCAAAACAGAAACAAAACAAAAAGAAGAAAAAAAGUUGUUUUCGGUUCCGUUUACAUUUUAUCUGCGGUGUGAAAUCCAAAAAGUUGAUUGCCAAUCGUCGCUGAGUUGUAGUGCGGGAGACAGUCGUGUUUUAACAUUUCGUGUUAGCGGACGUAUUUUCUGGUAGCUAGAAAAGUCUAUUGAGUAUAAAAUAGAAAAUAUUUUUUAAUAUAUAAAAAAAAUUAUAAAAAGUGAUAACGAAGAUUUUGUGUUACAUUUAAAAAAAUAAUAUCAUAAAAAAAUUAAAAUGCCAUCAGCACGUCUAGUCACAAUUCUUCCGAAUCUCAUUCGCAUUACAAGUUCUGCACUUGUCAGUGGGAAUGCUGCCAGUGUCCGCUUCAUAUCCACUAAUAGAAUUCAGGGAAAUACAGCCGCUACUGCAGAAUCGAAACUUAGCAACUCCGACAAAUAUUUACAUUAUUCCAACGACGAAGGUUACUAUAAAACAUCACCCUUUGAGUCUAUCGAAUCUAUUAAUAUUCCAUUGGAUAAAUAUGUUUGGAGGGAUUUUAAGAAGUGGGAAAAUACUGUAGCAGCGAUAUGUAUUAUUACUGGACGCCAAUAUACUUUCGCCGAAUUGCGUGACGCAAGUGCUGCGUUUGCGGUGCGUCUGCAAACAAAGUUCAAACUGGGAAAGAACGACGUACUGGCCAUUUGCUUACCCAACUUGCCAGAAUAUCCAAUUGCCGCGCUGGGUGCUAUUGAAGCGGGACUAACAGUGACCACAGUGAAUCCAAUCUACACGGCAGAGGAAAUUGCCCGUCAACUCAACUUUAGCGAUGCAAAGUUCGUAGUUGGUAUAUCAUCCAACUAUGACAUCAUUAAAGAUGCCUGCAAACGAGCACAGAAAGACAUUCCAAUCGCUUGCAUACGCAUGCGUCCUGCUGAAGACUUGCCCGCUGGUGCUAUUGAUUUCUUUGAAUUAAUUAAAACCAGUGAAGUAGACUAUAGUCUACUAAAGAACUAUAAUGUUAAGGGCAGCGAUAUGGUAUUUUUGCCCUUCUCAUCUGGUACAACAGGUUUACCGAAAGGUGUUAUGCUAACACAUAAUAAUAUCACUGCGAAUUGUGAACAAAUACAGAGACCACUAACGAUUGAUGCGAGAGGCAAGACAGUGCCUGCAAUACUGCCCUUCUUUCACAUAUACGGAUUGACAGUUAUAAUGCUGUCGAAAUUGGGCGAAGGUGCUAAGCUUGUUACAAUGCCACAAUUUAAACCGGAAGAUUUGAUGAAAUCACUAUUUGAGUACAAAGCCAGCAUUUUGAAUUUAGUUCCACCGAUCGCGCUUUUCAUGAUCAAUCAUCCAAAGGUGACUAGAGAAACUGCUCCUGAACUGGAAUUUGUUAUGUCGGGAGCAGCACCAAUUGGUAUUAGUGAUGUAGAACGUUUUAUAAAAAAAUUCCCAAACACUAAAUUCCUUCAGGGCUUUGGUAUGACUGAAUCUUCACCAGUUGUGCUACUUACUCCAGAGACUAAUACACGCUAUGCUUCAACUGGUUUUUUGACUGGCAGUACUGAAGCUAAAAUUGUAGCAUUAGAUGGAACUGAUGCUAAAGGUAUGGGUCCUAACUCUACCGGUGAAUUAUGUGUACGUGGCCCACAAGUUAUGUCAGGAUAUCUGAAUAAUGAAGAAGCUACUAGAGAUACAUUCUAUCCAAAUGGUUGGUUACGUACGGGUGAUGUUGCUCAUUUCGAUGACGAUGGUUAUUUCUACAUUACGGAUCGUAUGAAGGAACUAAUCAAAGUGAAAGGAUUCCAAGUACCACCUGCUGAGUUAGAAGCGAUACUGAGAGAUCAUCCCAAAAUUACAGAAGCGGCGGUAUUUGGCAUACCACAUGAUUUAAAUGGUGAGGCGCCUAGAGCCUUAGUCACGCUUAAGCCUGGAUGUGAAGCUACGGAGCAGGAAAUUUACGAUUACAUAGCCGAACGUGUGGCUGUGUACAAAAAACUGGAGGGUGGGGUUAUAUUUGCUCAGGAAAUCCCAAAAAAUCCAACGGGCAAAAUUUUACGAAAAGUAUUGAAGGAGAAAUACUCGAGUUAAUUUAUGGCGACUGAACGGGGUUUUUUCGUUGCCAGCUUCGGACUGAGUUUAAAAUUUUUAAUGAUUAAUGUUUAAU